This is a messenger RNA of Fusarium vanettenii 77-13-4, 1449 nucleotides long. RefSeq names its product fructose-bisphosphate aldolase (gene fba1). NCBI's taxonomy places the organism in Eukaryota, Fungi, Ascomycota, Sordariomycetes, Hypocreales, Nectriaceae. Gene Ontology annotation, biological process: gluconeogenesis; glycolytic process. Gene Ontology annotation, molecular function: fructose-bisphosphate aldolase activity; zinc ion binding. The transcript is spliced from 5 exons. Gene Ontology annotation, cellular component: cytosol. The record is from RefSeq and is a predicted model, not a curated record. Bases 146 to 1228 code for a protein of 360 amino acids.
ACUAAACGUCGUCGUCGACAUCAUCGCUGGGUCGUCCGUCUCCCUGUCAAGCGUAUUUUUCAUAUUCUUUCUCCCUCGACCUACUUGAGUUGACCUCAUCUCGAUCGAUUCUUCCACCUUUACAACCUCACACAACACCGCAAAAAUGGGCGUCCAAGAUGUUCUGACCCGCAAGACCGGCGUCAUUGUCGGCGACGAUGUUCUCCGUCUGUUCGAGUACGCUCGUGAGAACCAGUUUGCCAUCCCCGCCAUCAACGUCACCUCUUCCUCCACCGUCGUCGCUGCUCUCGAGGCUGCCCGCGAUGCCAAGGCUCCUAUCAUCCUCCAGUUCUCCCAGGGCGGUGCCGCCUACUUUGCUGGCAAGGGUGUGAGCAACACUGACCAGGCCGCCUCCAUUGCCGGCUCUGUCGCUGCCGCCCACUUCGUCCGCUCCCUCGCUCCCACCUACGGCGUCCCCGUCGUCCUUCACACCGACCACUGCGCCAAGAAGCUCCUCCCCUGGCUCGACGGUAUGCUCGAUGCCGAUGAGGCCUACUUCAAGGCCAACGGCGAGCCCCUUUUCUCCUCUCACAUGAUCGAUCUCUCUGAGGAGUCUGUUGAGUGGAACGUCGAGACCACCGCCAAGUACCUCAAGCGUGCUGCCCCCAUGAAGCAGUGGCUCGAGAUGGAGAUUGGUAUCACCGGUGGUGAGGAGGAUGGUGUCAACAACGAGGACGUUGACAACGCCUCCCUCUACACCCAGCCCGAGGACAUCCUCAACAUCUACAACACCCUCUCUGCCAUCUCCCCCUACUUCUCCAUCGCCGCUGGCUUCGGCAACGUCCACGGUGUCUACAAGCCUGGCAACGUCAAGCUUCACCCCGAGCUCCUCGGCAAGCACCAGGAGCACGUCAAGGCCGCCAUCGGCUCUGAGAACCCCAAGCCCGUCUUCUUCGUCUUCCACGGCGGCUCUGGCUCCUCCAAGCAGGAGUACCUCGAUGCCAUCAGCCACGGUGUCGUCAAGGUUAACAUGGACACUGACAUGCAGUUCGCCUACUGCUCUGGUAUCCGAGACUACAUGGUCAACAAGAAGGACUACGUCAGCACCGCUGUCGGCAACCCCGACGGUGAGGACAAGCCCAACAAGAAGUACUUUGACCCCCGUGUCUGGGUCCGCGAGGGUGAGAAGACCAUGACCACCCGUGUCGCCGAGGCCCUCAAGGACUUCAACACUGCCGGUACCGUCUAAAUGUCGAUAACGUCGUUUUCCGGUAACUGUAAUAUCCCCAAGACUGGGACACGAUGAGUGAUGCAUCGCUUGAAAAAGGAGGAAUCCAAGGGAGACUCUUCCCAUCGUUUGAAGUAACAAUUGCUGUCCAUUGUCGGUUGGGGCAUUAUGAGUCGACGAAAGUAGUAAAAUAAUGAAAAAAGAAAUAGAUGAUGUAUAAAAGCCGAGUGUUUGGUUUUCAA